AUGUCCUCAAAGGAAAAACCAUCAAAAGAGGAUAUUAGAGGACAAUUGUCCGAUAUACAGAAACGAUUAUUUAGCAAAAAGCCUUCUUCUGGUGAUACAUCUGGUGCUACUACCAGUGCCAGCACCAAUUCUAAUCACCGACCAGUUCUAAAAGAAUCGAACCACCAUCCACAAGGCAAAUCAUCUUUAUUAUCUGGUGGUGUUGGCUCUCAUGAACAAGAAAGAUUUGCUGAUUUCUUACCACCACUUCCCAAAGGCAGUGGCAAUGCUUCUGCCUCAUUAGGACCACCUGCACCAACAUCUAAUUCUUUGAAACGCGUUCCACCCCUGCACUCCUCGCGUUUAGGACCAGAGUCAAAAGGUAAUGAUAUGAACUUUGUUGUUGGAUUGAGUGAAAACCUUUUAACUGAAUGCCGUCGAUUAAAUGCCGAAAAUUCUAAAUAUCGAGAAAAAUUGAAAUCAGCAUUAGAUGAAGUUCAAAAUUAUAAGGAUGAAGUGUUUAAAUUAAAAGAUUUCAACAAGUCACACAAUACCAAUGAACAAGCAUUAAAAGAUAAAAAUUGGGAAUUGGAAAGUAAAGUGAUUAAAUUGGAUGAUGAGUUGUCCGUGUUGAAAAAAUCACACGAAAAAACUAUUCACGAAAACUCCGAAUUGGCUAAUCAGAUCAGUAAUUUGAAUAAAAUUAAUGAUAAAUUAGAAAUAAGUAAUCAAUCUUUGACCAAGAGUUUACAUGACACCAAACAGUCAUAUCAAUCGGAGAUUCUGGCAUUGAAUGCCCGAAUUGAAAAUUUAAAUGAUGAAAAUGAUCAAUUGCAUUUACGUUUAGCUGGUGAGGAUACCACUAACAGCAGUCGCGUGGAAACUUCCAAGGAAGCAACUUUACCUUCAAUGGAUGAAACAACAGAAAGUGAUGAUGAUACCACUGAAUUUGAUUCCAUAUUGAAAGAAUUACAGCCUUGUGAUAUGCCAGAGUCUAACCCAAGUAACCCACAGUUGGAAAUUGAUACUUUGAGAUCUACUUUGCAACAUUCCAAUAGAACAAUUGCCAAAUUAAGGUCUUCUAUGCUUAAAUUGAGAAAGUUUGACCAACAACAAACUAAUCUGUCAAAUUUACAAAGGACCCCAAUGAAGUUUGGAAGUAAACCAAAAUUAAGAGCUUCAAAGAGUGAACUUACCCCAUCUCAUAGAACCUCGAUGUUGCUUUCACCAGCGAAAAAGAAUUCGAAAUUUUCAAUUCUUGACGAUGAUACUACCCACAAUAACGAUGAACCUGAACCUUUCCCAACUGAUGGAGGCAAAUGGGAAGAUUUUAUUACUGAUGAAUUAGAAACGACGCCAUCAAAAUCUGUUUCUAAAAAAUUAAUUGCUGAUUCUGAUGCCGAAUCGACCCAUAGUAGAGCUAUGAAUGUCACCGCAGCAACUGGUGAUUACAGUAUACCUUAUUUAGUAGAAUCAUCUGAUUCAGAAACAGAACCCCAAUCAUUGGACGAGGAUUCUCCUUCAAAGAGCAUCAAAUCAUCACUUUCAUCAAAAGAAUUACAAGAGUCGAGCAAAUUGAGAAAUAAACAAAUCCAACAGUAUGCAUCUUCAAACAAUCUAGUGAUGGUACCUUUUGAAGAAUUGGAGAAAUUGAAAUCAAUAGACGACGAAAAGUUGUUGUUGACUGCCCAAGAGAGAGGUUACCAUUUACUUACAGCCAAAGAGUAUGAAGAAUUGAUUGAUGAAGAGGAAAUGAAGAAGAGAUUAGAAAGCAAAGGUCUUGUAACUAUUCCUUUUGAUGAACUUGAAUCUAUCAAAACAUGUUUAGAUAAACCCGAUAAGGCAUACAUUACCGAUAAAGCAAAUCUGAUGGGACUAAUUGUUACAUCGAAUGAUUUGUACGAUACCCUAGUAAAGAAUGCCAAUGAGCCUUCCGUGGACCACCUUACCGCAAAGGCAAAAGCCCAAAACUUAACUUUAUUAUCAAAUGAAGAGUUGGAACAAUUAAAGAACCCUUCUUUGGAUCAAUUAACUAAACUAGCAUCAAAGCACGAGUCUCGAGUCGUAUCGAACAACGAGUACGAGUCUUUGAUAGACCCAUCUGUUGAAACAAUCACCCAAAAGGCAAAAUCCCAUAAAAUGACCAUUGUGUCUGAUGCUGAGUACCAAAAACUUAUACAUCCAUCAUUAGAUGUGUUGUCUACCCAUGCCUUGGACAAGAAACAUACUCUUGUCAAGAAUUCCGAAUUGGAAGAAUUGAAAAAGUCAGCAAAUAGUCCAAGCUUAUCUCAAGUCAAAGUGCAUGCUGAUAAAUUAAAUUUAGUAACCAUGUCAAAACCUGAUUUCACAGAUUUAUUUAAAACUGCAAAUGAACCUAGCAUCUCGCAUAUACGUUCUAAAGCAAGUGAUUUAGGAUAUACUGUUGUUAAACAACAGGAGUACGACGAUAUGACAAAUAGCAUAAACCAUCCAGAUGUUGCUGAUUUGAAAGGGAAACUCCCUGACUACAAAAUAUUGCCAUUGUCUGAGUACGAUGAGAUUUAUAAAUUGGCACAUGAACCAGAAGUGGACCACAUAAAAACCAAAGCAACUAGUUUGAACCAUUAUUUGGUAAGCAACGAAGAUUAUGAUAAACUUCAAAACCCAACUUUGGAAACUUUGCAACUGCAAGCAGAUACUUUGAAUCAUUCAGUAUUAGAUAAAACCAAGUUGGCUGAUCUUGAAAAGUUGGCAUACAAUCCUGAUUUGGAUCAUCUUCAAAAAGUCUUGAAAGAGAUAGAUUAUGAAGCAUUACCAAAACAAGAAUUGGAAGCCUUGAAUAAUCCAACUACUGACUCUUUACUGGAGAAAGCUAGUAAGUUGAAUUGUGAAAUAAUAUCUCAAGAGGAUUACAAAGAAUUAUUUUCAUUAGCUCAUGAUCCAUCACUUGAGCAUAUCCAUGCCAACGCAACAAAGUUGGAUCAAACUGUAUUAUCAAAUGAUGAAGUUAACGAAUUAAAAGCAUUAGCCUAUACAUUUAGCAUUGAGAGACUUCAAUCUUUAGCGAAAGAGAAACACCAUACCUUGGUUGAAUCAAGUGAGUUAGACGCAUUGAAGAAUCCAGAUAUAACUCAAGUCAAAGAAAAGGCGAAAGACUUUGGACUUGAAACAAUUAGCCACGAUGAUUUGAAUGAAUUGAAGAACCCAACUAGAGAAAGGAUUGAAGGCAUUGUUCACGAUUGGAAUUGUACUGUAAUAGAUAAUACUGAUCUAGACAAUUUGAAGAAUCCUGAACUUGAGACUAUAAAAGUGAAAGCUGAACAAUUUGGUUAUCAUUUAUUACUGAAGGAAGACAGAGAAACCUUAGAGAAGUUGGCCCAACAACCCGACUUGGAUCAUAUUAAACAAAAGUCAAAAGAUCUUGGGUACAUACCUGUCAAAGAAGAAGAACACCAAAAACUACACAAUUUGGCUCACAAUCCAUCAAUUGAUCAUAUUAUUGAAAAGUCGAAACAUUACGGAUACAUCCCAAUCAAAGAAACUGAACUCAAAUCAUUGAAAGAAGUGGCCGAAUCCCCUGACUUAGAACACAUUACAUCAAAGGCAAAAGUUCAUGGAUAUGUUCCUGUGAAACAAACUGACUUUGAAACAUUGAAAACUUUGGCACACAAGCCAGAUUUGGAUCACAUUAUAGAAAAGUCUAAAUCUCUUGGUUACACACCUGUCAAAGAUCUGGAUUACGAUGUAUUGAAAAAAUUGGUGCAUGAACCUAGUGUUGAACAUAUCACCAAGAAAUCAAAAGAACUUGGUUAUGUAGCCGUUAAGGAAACAGAUUUCAAUGACUUGAAUGAAUUGGCACACAAUCCAAGUGUGGAUCGUAUUAGUGACAAGGCAAAGGAACAUGAUCUUGUUGCAGUUAAAGUAUCUGAUUAUGAUCAUUUGACACGAUUGGCAAAUGAGCCACCAAUAGAUCAUAUCACUGAGAAGUCCAAAGAAUUGGGAUAUGUUGUUGUUGAACAAUCGAAUUUCACAAACAUGCAAAAAUUGAUUAAUGAGCCAACCAAGGAAGAAAUUGAUUCCAAAGCAACUAAGCUUGGUUUAGUUACAAUGCCUAAAACUAAAUUUGAGGAAUUGGAAGCAACAGUAAACAAACCAUCGUCUGAGUUCUUAUCAGAAAAAGCACAAUUGUAUGAUUCUAUUGUUAUUUCCAAGAAACAAUUUGAAAAUCCAAGUCUUGAAUUUAUUAAAGAGAAGUCUGCAACACAUGAGCAUGAAGUAAUUCCUAGUAAAGAUUUAGCAAAUUUGAAGAAUUCAUUGGAAUCACCAUCCGACGAGUACUUACAUGAUAAACUGAAGGUCAAAGGUUUGAAAUUAGUAAGUAAUGAUGAAUACAACUCUUUAGUUAAUUUAGCUCAUAAACCAGAGAAGUCUCAUUUGGUUGAAAAGGCUUCAGCACUUGGUAUGUCUUUGAUUGGUAUUGAUGCUUUAAACAAAUUAAAGAAAGACUUAGAACACCCACAAAAGGAUUACUUGGAAGAGAAAGCCAAGGCUCUUGAUUUGUCGAUUAUUGAAAAUGACAAGUUGUCGAUUAUACAAACUUUGGCUGAAAAUCCAGAUUCUGCACAUAUUGAGAAAGUUGCCAAACAAAAAGAUUUGAUUGUUUUACCAUUGUCUGAGCAUGAGAAAUUGAUUAAAGACUCCACUAGUCCUGACAUAGAUCACAUCAAAUUGGUUGCUGAAAAACAAAUGCUUACAGUCUUGACAAACAGUGCAUUCAAGGAUUUGACAGAAAGAGUUGAAAACCCUACAUUAGAUCAAAUCAAGGAAGCAGCAGAAAAGAAUAACCAAGUAGUUGUUCCUACUCAAGAAUAUGACGCGUUAAUGCAUCCAGAUGAAGUAGCAAUCAAGACACACGCAGACCGUUUAAGUUUGAAUGUAAUGCCCAUAAAAGAACAUGCAAAAUUAAUGGAAGAUUUAGAAAAGCCAACUUUGGAAUACCUAGUUAACAAAGCAGCUAAGUAUGACUCCAUUGUUGUUACCAAGGAUGCAAACACAAAGUUGGAAAAAUUGGCUUAUAGUCCUGAUGUUGAACAUAUGGCGGAAAUUGCUGAUGCCAAAGAUCUUGUUGUUGUAAAUAAGGAAGAGUUUGCUAAUAUUACAAAGUUGGCCAAUGAACCUCAUGAAGAUCAUAUUAUAUCCAAGGCAAAGAAUUUGGGAUUAGUUACUAUUAAUGAAAGCGAUCAUAGGGAGUUAUUACAGCCUUCUAAGUCUAAACUUGAGCAACAUGCUUCAAGGAUUGAUCAUUUAUUAGUACCCGAAAAUGAGGUUCAUCGAUUGAGAGAUAUUGAAAGUACCCCAUCUAGAGAAUUCAUUGAGACAAAAGCAGCACAACAUGAUUUGGCUACUUUAACAAGAAAGGAACAUAGUGAAUUAACUAGUAAUGCGAAUGAGCCUUCAAAGGAUCACAUCAUUGCCAAAGCUAGUGCUAUUGGCUUGGUUGCCAUUUCUAAGAAAAAACACGAACAAACGUUGAAAGCCUUAGAGGAACCAACUCUUGAUUACUUAAGUGAAAAGGCAGUCAAAAAUUACAAGUCAGUAAUAAUUCCAACAGAUAAAUAUGAGUCUUUGAAGGAGAAUUUAGAACUGCCCGACUGGAAUUAUAUGACAGAGAAAGCCAAAUCACAUGAUUCUGUUAUUGUUAAACAAAAUGACUACAAUGAUUUAGUGAAAGUUUCUACCGACCCAAGUGUACAGUUUAUUGAAGAGAAGGCAAGAAAGUAUAACAAAUCAGUUAUCGAUUCAGAUGAGUUGAAGAAUAUUAAACGUGUCGCCUUUAACCCAACCAAGGAAGAAUUGUCAGAAAGGGCCGCUCAAGAUGGUUUAUUAGUGAUUGACCAAAAUGAAUACAAAUCCUUGGAAGAAAAGAUUGAGAAUCCAACAUCAGAUUAUCUCAAGGAACAAGCAUCCAAAUUUAACUUUACCAUGGUUGGUACAGAUGACUACAAUAAGUUGACUACCUUAAUUGCUUCUCCAUCGAAGGAACAUAUUGAAGAGAAAGCACAAUCUGCUGGUUUAGUGGUUGUUCCAAAAGAUGAAUAUGAAAAAUUGUUAGAAAAGUCAAAUAACCCUGAUAAAUCAAGGUUGUCUAAAUUAGCAAACGCAAAGGGAAUGUUGCUAAUAGAUAAAGAAGAGCAUGCUAAGUUAACCGAUUCACUUAAAAAUCCUAGUAUUGAAUUUUUGAAAAAUAAGGCAAGUGAACAUGGGAAUGUUAUUAUACCAGAUGAGGAAUACAAGAAGUUGCUUAGUGAUAUUGAAUCUCCAGAUUUUGAGUAUUUGGAAAAGAAGUGUCAUGAUAGAAACAUGUCUAUAUUACCAACAACCGACUUGAAACAGCUUAAAACAGUGUUUGCUGGUCCAUCAAUUGAUUUCUUAAAGGAACAUUCAGCCAAGGCAAAUUAUGAGUUGAUUCCAAGAUCUGAGUAUGAAAUUUUGAAAAAUUCUAUUGAUAAUCCAGGUUCUGAAUUUAUUCAAACCAAGGCAUCGAAAUAUGGUCUUGUGGCUGUGACAGAAGAAGAGUAUGAUUCAUUAACAGAUCCAACUAAGGAGUCCUUGAUUGAAAAUGCUUCUAAAUUAGGGUUGUCAGUGAUUGAAAAACUGGAAUUGGAAUUGUUGAGAAGUAAAUUGGAUAAUCCUAGUGUUGAGUACAUGAAGCUUAACUCCGAAAAAUUGGGCUAUAUACUAGUCUCAUCGAAUGAAAUAAAUGACUUGAAAACAGCAAUUGAUCAACCAACAGAGAAAUAUCUUGAAGAAAAGGCAAAUAAAUUGGGACUUCAUGUUAUGAGCAUUAAAGAAUACCAAAGCUUGAAUGAAAAGGCAACGAAACCAAGUAAGGACCAUAUUGCUUCAGUUGCAGGGCUUUUGGGAUUAGCUGUUAUUGGAGAUAAGGAACAUAAAGAUUUAUUAAGCAAGUCAAAGAGUCCUUCUUUAGAUCAUAUCAAAGAAAAAGCAGAGAAACAUGAUCAUGUGGUAAUACCGCAAAACGAACAUUCCAAACUAGUUGAAAGAGCUAAUAUUUCUAUUGGAGAUUUGGCCAAGGAACAAGGAAUGGUGGUUCUUCCAUCAGAUUCACAUGCUGAAUUGGUGAAGAAUGCUUCCAAGAGGUUAGAAGAUCAUGCCAAGGAGAAUAAUAAAAUCAUCAUUUCACCUGAUGAACACAAACAAUUGGUCACCAAAGCUUCGAAAACGUUGAGUGAUCUUGCCAAGGAAAAUAAACUGGUAGUUGUUCCAAUUGAGGAAUACCAAGAUUUGAAUGCAAUGGCUUCUAAGAGCUUGCAAGAUCAUGCUACUGAGCAAGGUGUUAUUGUUUUAUCAAAGAAUGAACAUGAUGAUUUGACCAGAGCUGCCAAUAAAACAGCCGCAGACCAUGCAAAAGAAAAAGGUAUGGUAUUGCUCAAAGCUGAAGAUCAUGAUCUGUUGGUGAAACAAGCUUCAAAAUCAUUACAAGACCUUUGCAAAGAGCAAGGAAUGGUAUUAGUAUCUCCAGAGGAACACAAAGAGUUGACAACAAAAGCAUCGAGAACUUUGCAUGACUUUGCAACUGAACAAGGGGUAAUCCCUGUGCCAAUCAAGGAACAUCAAGAAUUGACAACAAAAGCCAGUCGUUCAUUAAAAGACUUUGCCCAGACUGAAGGUAUGGUUGUUCUUCCACAAUCAGAACAUGCGGAAUUAACUGAAAAAGCUAGAAAAUCGAUUGAGGAUUUGGCAAGUGAGAAGAACUUCAUGUUGCUUGAGAAAACACAUUAUGAAGACUUGUUGGAUAAGGCCAAUAAAUCAUUAGAGAAACUUGCUCAAGAAAAGGGAAUGAGUGUUGUGUCACCUGAAGAGUUGAGAGAACUUAAAGAAAAUGCCGAGAAACCUCUUGAUGUAAGAGCUAAAGAACAAGGAAAGACAGUUGUUGGCAUUGAAGAAUUUAACGAAUUAAAUAAUAAGAUUGAGAAACCAAGUUUAGAAUAUUUGAAGGAAUGCUGCAAAAAGCAUCUCAAGAAGAUUGUUCUGGAAGAAGAUUAUGAACAACUUCAACUGAGAGCGAAUCAAACUGUUGACGAAAAAGCUAAAAGUAUGGGAUUAGUGGUGAUUAAACCAGAGGAACUAGAUCAGCUCAAAAAAUCGGUUGAAUCUCCAAGUUUGGACUACAUAAGAUUAAAAGCUGCAGAUCAAGGAUUCGAAGUUAUUGAAAAAGAUGAAUUCUCUUUGAUCAAUGAAAGAUAUAAGAAAUCUGUGAAAGACCUCGCUGAAGAAAAUGGAUUGGUUGCAUUGAAAGUUGAAGACUAUAACAAUUUGAUCCAAAACGCCAAUGAACCAGCUUUGGCCCAUAUUUCAGAAAUGGCAACUAAACAUGAACAUGUGGUUGUGUCGGCAAAUGAUUUCAACAAGUAUUUAAAUACUUUUGAACAUCCUGAAUUAGAGUUCAUAAAAGAAAAAGCAAAGGAGCAAGGCUAUACCGUUGUUUUGUUGGACGAUUAUGCUUCAAUUGUUGCCGAGAACAAAGAAACGUUGGAAGAGAAGGCAGAAAAGGCACAUGCUAAAUUGAUACCUGUUGAAGAAUACACUACUCAACAAGAGACAUUGAAUAAUCCAAGUAUUGAUUUCUUGAAUGAAAAGGCUAAGCUUUUGCAAAAAGUUAUUGUACCACAACUGGAAUAUGACGAAUUAGUAAAGUCUGCUUCACAAUCAGUCCACGAUAAAGCAGCUGUGGCCAGUAUGGUUGUCAUUAAUAAAGAUGAGCAUUCCAAAUUGCAAGCUACACUUUUAGCACCAUCACUUGAAUUCUUGCAUCUGAAAUGUAAUGAAAAGGGUAUGACAUUAGUUGAACAAAAGGAUUUGGACAAUUUGAAAUCGUCAGUAGAGGAUCCAUCCCUUGAGUAUUUAGAAAAGUCUGCUAGCAACAAGGGCUAUGCUCUAGUUGACAAAAAGAUAUUAUCAGAAAUGAAAGAGAAUUUGGAUCAACCUAUAGAAGAAAAGGCACAAGCCAAAGGAUUGGUUGUAUUACCUGUUGAUGAGUUUUCUUCUUUAAAGAAGACUGUGGAGGACCCAAGUAUUGACUUCCUUAAAGAGAAAUGUGGCAAUAGUGGUUAUCAUAUUAUAGAGAAGGAAUCGCAUGAAAAUUUGGUGAAACAAGCUGCAUCUACAUUAGAGGAUAAAGCUUUAGAAAAGAAUAUGGUAUUGUUGACUCCUGAACAACAUAAGCAAUUGUCUGAGCCAAGUUUGGAGAGUUUGAAAGAUUUUGCUCUGAAACAGAAUUAUGAUUUGAUUUCUCAUACUGAGUUGGUUGAGUUGACAACAAAAGCAAAUAACCCAUCAAUUGAAAAAUUGAAAGAAGUCGCUAAGGUCAACCAAUUUGUAUUAAUUCCAACAGAUGAACAUAUUGAAAUGAAGAAACAAGCUGAAGCCACUAUUCAAGAUAAAUUAGAAGGAACUGAUUGGAAGUUGAUUAAGAAUGACGAGUAUGAUGAACUUUUGGUAAAGGCCCACCAACCAACUAUUGAUGAUAUUGCUAGAAAUGCAGCAGCAAUCGGGUUUGGUGUAAUGUCGGUUGAAGCUAUCAAUAAAAUGAAAGAACAAGCAAAUGAGUCAAUAUAUGAGAGAGGUUCCAGAGAGGGUAUGGUUGUUAUGUCAAAAGAACAACAUGAUGAAAUGAGAGAGAAAAUUCAGACUCCAUUAGCUGAAAGGGCCAAAUCUGAAGGAUAUGCCUUGAUUAAGCCUGAUGAAUUGCAAAAAUUACGAGUUGCAGAGUCUCGGACCGUCGAGGACAAAGCUUUAGCUGAAGGUAAAGUGGCAAUUUCUGAAAAGUUGUAUAAUGAAAUUCUUGAAGAGAAGAACAUGUGGAAGGAAAAGUAUGCUGCUGUGGACUUGAGUACAGGAGAGGAACACACUUUAAGUACUGUUAAAGAGAAACUUGAAGAAUUGGGAUUUUCAGUUAUUCCAAAGGAGAAUUCGAAAUCAUUGCCAGCAGAAAAGUCGUUUAGUUCUGAUUCAGAAGAUUUCCAUUUCCAUGAUGCAGACGAAUCGUUUAUUCUCUCCGAACAUGAAUUGAGUUAUUCUGCUUCGAGAUUGGGUUUGGUGUUGUUAUCAAAGGAGGAAUACAAUAACUUGAACAAAGUUGAUGAGGAAAAAGUGAAGGGUUUAGCCAAAGGAUUGUCUUUGACCGUAAUCCCAGAAUCUGAAGUAAUUAACUGGAAACAGUCAUUAGCAGCAAAAGAUGAAGAGAUUCAUAAAUUGAAUUUGGAAAAAGAGGAACAAGUUAAGAAAGUGGCAUUGUUAGAGAAUGAGGAAUCUAAUACUGCAGAAACUCCAGAGCGCACAGAUGCUGUUAAAAAAGAUAUUCUUACAGACAAGGAUGUCGUUGUUAAUGCGGCAACGAAAUUGGCACUAUUACCAGUUCCUGAAUCACAAUAUGUGGGUACAACGGCCCAUCCACGUCCUGAUGUAAAUAAUGUCAAAGUGGUUCCAACUAGUUAUUUCAAUCAAUUACUCAAAUUGAAGGCAAUGUCCAUUGAAAAGUGUUCUGAUGAUGUAUUUAAGCAGUAUGCAGAGAAGCGUGGAUAUGUUCACCGGGAUCAAUUAACACCAGUAUUAGCAUCAACAACUCAAUUCAAGGGGACACCAGUACAAGAUAGAGAUUCAUUAGACCUGAUGUCAAGAAUCACUCCCCCUAUAAAUCCUGCUGUAAAACAACGUCAAGUCACUCCAGUGUCAAAACGCAGCUUGUCACUUAGCAGUGGUGGUCGCGUUAGCUUUACACGUGGUCUUCCUGAAUCUAAUUCAGUUGUAUCACGUCUUUCUGAACAGUCAGUUCAUCAAUCGUUGAGAAGCCAAGGAAUGUUCUCAAUGGCAACCGAUGUUUCAUUCACAGACAGAUCCAUGAUUCCAGCUAUAACGCAAGUGGUUAUUGGUGAGUACUUGUUCAAGUAUUACCGUAGAUUAGGAGCUUUCAAAGUGAUCACAGAAACGAGACACGAAAGAUACUUUUGGGUGCAUCCUUACUCAUUGACACUUUAUUGGACUGAGAAUAAUCCAAUAUUAUCCAAUUCAUCUCUGUCUAAAACUAGAGCUGCUGCUAUAGUAAGUGUUGAAAGUGUUGAAGAUAAUAAUCCAUUACCUACUGGGUUGUAUUAUAAGAGUAUUAUUGUUCAUUCCACUGACAGAUCCAUCAAGAUCACAUGUGCCACUAGACACCGUCAUAAUAUCUGGUACAAUGCUUUGCGUUAUUUGGUUAACAGAAAUAUCGAUGAUUUGGUAAUUGAUGAAGAUACAAAUAUAGAUGAAUUAUCGGAUGAAUUUGAGGUCAAUACUUCCGCUGGGCUAGCCCCUGCUGCUGUCAAGUCAGAAUCCCAUAGAAAUUUGGAGAGUUUGAUGGAUACAGGUGAUCGUCGUGCAUACCCAAGACCUAAAAGAAUUACAUCGCUGCCUUCUUCACCAGCAUCAGGAAGACUCUCAAGGUUCCUGUCGAUGAGAAGAAUUUGA
This is a messenger RNA of Candida albicans SC5314, 11481 nucleotides long. RefSeq lists its product as uncharacterized. The transcript has a single exon. Gene Ontology annotation, cellular component: mitochondrion; cell cortex. The record is from RefSeq and is a predicted model, not a curated record. Gene Ontology annotation, biological process: maintenance of protein location in cell cortex; dynein-driven meiotic oscillatory nuclear movement; establishment of mitochondrion localization. Gene Ontology annotation, molecular function: phospholipid binding; tubulin binding. The coding region runs from base 1 to 11481 and encodes 3826 amino acids. Lineage: Eukaryota; Fungi; Ascomycota; Pichiomycetes; Serinales; Debaryomycetaceae.